Molecule: messenger RNA, 1038 nt
Organism: Rhodamnia argentea
Lineage: Eukaryota; Viridiplantae; Streptophyta; Magnoliopsida; Myrtales; Myrtaceae
Product: disease resistance protein RPV1-like
Exons: 2
Coding region: 1-1038 (345 amino acids)
Source: RefSeq, a predicted model, not a curated record
AUGGUUUUCUUGAAUUUGCGGUAUUGUGGGGCUCUUCAUUAUCUGCCAAAUGAGCUGGGUGGAUUGCCAUCUCUCACAGAACUUCUCCUUGACCAUUCUGACAUACGAGAAAUUCCUGAUUGGUGGGGUACAGAAAACCUGGGAAAUCCUCACGUUCAAACUUCACCAUCAGCAAAAGCAGGGGAUUCACUCAAUUGUUUAACUUCGCUGGUGACACUUUCAUUAGACAGGACACUGAUUACUCACCUACCCGACUCCAUUGGAUCGCUGACAAAUCUCGAAUGCUUAUCUUUGAAGGGAUGCAGCCAAAUUGAGAAACUUCCUUACUCCAUUAAGGAAUUACGAUCAUUGACCGAGUUAGAUCUAUCCCAUAUAGGACGCACCGACUUACCUGACUCUAUGGAAAGUUUGGAGAAUCUAAAAGCAUUGAAGUUAUGCAUGUAUGAAAGUGCGGAUGUAUCAUCCCUACCUAAACUUCCAGAAAGCUUGACUUCUCUGGCAUUCUUAUCUCUUAGGCAAAUAGCCUUUCCUGAUCUUUCCAACUUGAUCAAUCUGAAGCUACUGAUGUUAUUCGUCGCCACAGUGCUUGAGAUCCCUGGCCCAUCUGAGUUGGCGUGGCUUGGGAGAUUAACCAAAUUGGAAGUCUUGACCUUGGGUUUUCCAAGCAUUACAAACCUACCUCCUGAGUUAGGUGCGCUUCCUCACCUGAAGACUCUUCAACUUUUCAAUUGCUUUGCUCUGGAAUGCAUUCCGCAGAUUCCCUCUGGUGUCACAAAACUUCAUAUUGGAGAUUGCCGGUCACUAACCACACUUGAUAUCUCAUAUUUGAAGAACCUAUCAGAACUCUAUGUCUUGGGAUCACCUGUAGAGGAUCUUUAUGGGAGUGAACUUUCAGACAAUCUGGAAGAACGGAAGAUAAGUAGGGACUAUGGGGUCGGUUCACGAAUAAGUUUUAUGGAGAUCUAUUACCAGGGCAUCCCUGAGGCUGUCAGACUGAGAGCAAAGAGGCGGAUGUGCAUGCUGAUCCAGAAUGACUAA